CAGAAACUGAAAGAAACAAAGAACGUUUUUGGAAACACUCGAAUGGUGCAGAAAGCGAUCGAAAUUGGCGCCCCUUUUUUCCUUCGCUCUCACGAACUGGUUGACAAGUGCAAAGUUCGCCACCAAUCAGGAUCACCCAAAUAAAGCAGCAAAGCGAAGAUCUUCAUUGUUGUUAUCCAUUCCCCGCCAUGUCAUUGCGUCCCCGAACCUUGCUCAAGGUCAUCGUCCUCGGCGAUAGCGGGGUGGGAAAGACGUCGUUGAUGAAUCAAUACGUGCAUAAGAAGUUCAGUCUGCAAUAUAAAGCUACAAUUGGUGCUGAUUUUGUCACAAAAGAACUACAGAUUGACGAUAAACUCGUCACAUUACAAAUAUGGGAUACUGCUGGCCAAGAAAGAUUUCAGAGUCUUGGAAUUGCAUUCUAUAGAGGGGCAGAUUGCUGUGUCCUAGUAUACGAUGUUAACAUCAUGAAGUCUUUUGAUACCCUUGACAAUUGGCAUGAGGAGUUUCUCAAACAGGCAAACCCUCCUGAUCCAAGGACAUUUCCAUUUAUAUUGCUUGGAAACAAGGUUGAUGUUGAUGGUGGGAACAGUCGAGUGGUUUCUGAGAAGAAAGCAACGGACUGGUGCGCUUCAAAAGGGAAUAUUCCCUACUUUGAGACCUCUGCUAAAGAGGAUAACAAUGUUGAUGAGGCAUUCCUUUGUAUUGCGAAGACCGCUCUAGCUAACGAGAAUGAGCAAGACAUAUAUUUCCAUGGGAUUCCUGAGGCUGUUCCUGAGAAUGAGCAAAGGGGUGGUUGCGCAUGUUGAUAUGGAUUCACUUCACAGCUUCAUCUCCGAAGCCGUGGUCCAAAUUCUUCAAAUUCCAUUUUGUCCCCCAGUGAUUUCCCCCUUUGUGUACACUCUUGCAUGCCAGCUAUGAUAAUGCUUGUUAGUUUUGCUUUCAUCUUUAUUAUUAUUAUUUUUUCCUGGGGAGGUUAAAUGCUGUCCUGUUUUGGUGAGGAAAGCAUUUUUAAUUAAUUUACCACGGGGUUUAUUUUUUAGCCUUGAAAGAAAUUUUCAAAUCUUUACUGUUACAUUUCUAGGUGAAUGGACAUUGCCAGGCAUGAUUGUCGA
Messenger RNA from Prosopis cineraria, 1112 nucleotides. RefSeq names its product ras-related protein Rab7. The coding region runs from base 189 to 806 and encodes 205 amino acids. Gene Ontology annotation, cellular component: vacuolar membrane. Gene Ontology annotation, molecular function: GTP binding; GTPase activity. Lineage: Eukaryota; Viridiplantae; Streptophyta; Magnoliopsida; Fabales; Fabaceae. The transcript is spliced from 7 exons. The record is from RefSeq and is a predicted model, not a curated record.